CAUUUUAAAUUAGUUUCAUAGAGAGAUGAAGUGUUUAUCUCUUUUAACGGUGCUCUGCACCUUAAUCGAUUUUUCCGAACCAUUAAACGUUUUGGUGCUGAUGCCCUACAAUGGUAAAUCGCACUUUGACACCUUCAAAGAGUUUUUCGAUAAUUUGGGCCAAAAGGGGCACAACGUGACCAUAGUGUCCUCCUCAAAAAGGAACUAUAAAAGUCCAAACGUGAGGACUGUCUGGUUAGGCAGUCAAGAGGUUACAAGUGUCAUGACUAUGGAUUGGACCGGGGGUAAAAAAGCCUUUUAUUCCGCCCCAAUAGGUUUGUCGAACAUCAUGCAAACGGUUUGCCACGAGGGUCUGAACCAUCCGAAUUUCCAGACUUUUUUGAAAGAAAAUCGUACAUUCGACGUAACGAUCGCCGAGAUGUUUAAUACGGAGUGCUUCUUUGGGGUGGCUAAUCUAUUUAAGACUCCCGUCAUUGGCUUAAGUUCAUGCACCCACAUGUCAUGGCAAGCCGAGUGGUUCGGCUUCCCAUCAAAUCCCGCUUACAUCCAAACCGUAUUCGGAGGAUUUAAGGUGCCCAUGUCGUUCUUAUCAAGGGUGGAAAACACUUUGGUGGAUCAUUAUUCUACACUUUGGUACAAACUGGCCAUGGAAAAGCAAGGAAACGAGUUGUCCAAGCGAUAUACCGGAUAUCAGGCUUUUGACCCCCAUAACGCCAGUCUCCUACUGGUCAACACCCAUUUCACAAUAGACGGGGCGAAGCCGUUGCCCCCGGCCAUCGUGGAAGUGGGAGGGAUCCACGUGCAUAACCGGAAACCCAAGAGACUACCCGAAGAUAUUGAAAACUGGAUAAACGGUGCCGAGGCGGGCGUGAUCUAUUUCAGUCUAGGAUCGAUGAUCAACAGCCACACUUUUCCAGAGGAGCAGCGAAAGGCUUUUGUAAAUGCUUUCGCCAAGUUUCCCCAAAGGGUCGUCUGGAAAUUGGACAAUGCCUCCAUGGUAGAUCAGCCUAAGAACGUCCUUCUAGGGAAAUGGAUGCCCCAGUUUGAUAUUCUUUGCAAUCCGAACGUAAAACUGUUCAUCUCCCACGGAGGUUUGCUGGGUACCAUCGAGGCCAUCUACUGCGGAGUACCGAUCGUAAUAAUGCCCCAAUUUGGCGAUCAGAACCAUAACGCGCACGCGCUAGAAGCCACCGGAGCUGCCGUUAUAUUACAUCUACAAACCGCCACUGAAGAACUGAUUGUUAACGCCUUGACUAAGGCGUUGGAUGCACAGACUCAAACAAAGGCCAAAUUAUUGUCGGAAAGGUUCAGGGACAGGCCAGUGUCGCCCAUGGACAGCGCCAUCUACUGGGUGGAGUACGUGGCGAGGCACGGGGGGGCCCCACAUAUGCGCUCUCCAGCCGUUGAUAUGCCCUUUUAUCAAUUAUAUUUGAUCGAUGUGUACGGAUUUUUAGUUGCGGUUAUUUUGGGGGUUAGUUAUAUGAAUUAUGUGAUUUUUAGACUUAUAUGGAGAAUAGUGACAAGUAAUGGGCAAAAGUUAAAAACCCUUUAGGACCUGUAAUACUAUGUGCGGUUAUGUAAUAAAAUUUAAUACAGCUGAAUCUUUAGAAUUACAAUUGUGAGGUGAUAAUAUGUGUAUCAGCAUACUUAAAUGUAAAUAAAUUAAGUAAUUAAGUGAG
Anthonomus grandis grandis is the source of this 1679-nucleotide messenger RNA. RefSeq names its product UDP-glycosyltransferase UGT5-like. NCBI's taxonomy places the organism in Eukaryota, Metazoa, Arthropoda, Insecta, Coleoptera, Curculionidae. The record is from RefSeq and is a predicted model, not a curated record. Gene Ontology annotation, molecular function: UDP-glycosyltransferase activity. The coding region runs from base 26 to 1552 and encodes 508 amino acids. The transcript has 6 exons.